This is a messenger RNA of Topomyia yanbarensis, 330 nucleotides long. RefSeq lists its product as uncharacterized. The record is from RefSeq and is a predicted model, not a curated record. Bases 1 to 330 code for a protein of 109 amino acids. The transcript has a single exon. NCBI's taxonomy places the organism in Eukaryota, Metazoa, Arthropoda, Insecta, Diptera, Culicidae.
AUGUAUAGCGCAGUCGACAAGGAACUGGCCAGGUUAGAAAAACUCAAUAUCAUCACACCGGUCGAUUAUUCAGAAUGGGCAGCGCCGAUCGUCGUAGUCCGCAAAGCAAAUGGCAACAUCCGAAUUCGCGGAGACUAUUCAACAGGUCAAAACUCCGCUUUGCAGCCUCAUCAGUAUCCACUGCCACUCCAGGAAGACAUCUUUGCCAAGCUGGCUAACUGCAAAAUAUUCAGCCAGAUUGAUCUUUCGGACGCUUUUCUACAGGCGGAAAUCGACGAACAGUACCGUCAUUUACUGACAAUUAACAUACACCGUGGUCUUUACCACUAG